Molecule: messenger RNA, 17553 nt
Organism: Paramuricea clavata
Lineage: Eukaryota; Metazoa; Cnidaria; Anthozoa; Malacalcyonacea; Plexauridae
Source: the annotation of a GenBank genome assembly
CAAAAUAUUUCGGAAAAAACACAAAUUUUCUGGACGGUUUUUCAACGAAUUACGAUUAAUGUCUUAGACAGAAUCUGCAACUUGUUAAAAGGUACAGUUUCUUAGCUUAAAAAUGUCACAUAAAUUGGGUAAAAUUAAGCAGUUAAUAUUGUAUUUUCUAGCAACAAGUUAACAACUGAACAACGCAGUCAUAGUAUAUUUUACUAUAAAAUUGACAGUCCGUUAAUUUGUUGGAAUAGCUCGAUUCCAAGGCCUAUAUAAUGCAAGUGGUUUGCAUUACGUUUUGACAAAAUGUACAGUUUUGAGUUAUUUCAGUAUUUUAAGGGGUACAUAUUGCUACAAAGAAUUGAAUACUGUAUGCUUGAGUUUGGGACACUAAUUGUUUGUUGACAGUGAGAUUUGAAGAUAAAUUUGGGGUGUUAAUGGAUUGUUAAUAAUAUAUCGGUUAUGCCUUGGAAUCUGUGUGUCCCGGGUUGUUAUGUACAUGGUAUCACAACAUUGUAUUCAAUAUUGUUGUACAUAACUGUAGAGUAUGUAAUGUCUGAUCAUCACCUCUGGAUCAAGGAUGCAGGUGGAAUGCAGAGGUGUAGCCACAGGGGGGGGGGAUGGGGGACAGACCUACCCCCCACUUUUCUUCAGGACCAAUUUUGUAAUUCUUUCAAAUCUGAAGAGAAUCUGGGGGGUGGGGUGUAACCUACUAAGGCGUAAAAAAACCCUGUGGUUCCGGUUCCCAACCGACCCUAUUUUUUUCCGCCAACCCUAUUAUUUUUUCAACGCAAUUGACCGUGCGACCCUAUUUUCUCCAGGAGGUUGCGGGCUGCUCAUACAGCGUGCCAAAAUGGCGUCUGUUAUCACACUAAUUAUUGAACCAAAUUCACAGAUCAAUGACCAAAUUGCCUAAAUUCGUCCAUAGGAAAUAUGCAUCUCUAGUUAAUAUUGAUGUCGGGACUACUGCAAAUCGCCCAACGAAAACCCGCCAAAACCAUGAAAAAACUAUUGAAAAAAAAAUUAUUUCCGACCUACCAACCCUAAUUUUUUCACGAUAUGAAACCGCGGAACCCCGUGCUGUAGCCAGAACAAUAAUUGGGGGGGGGGGCACAUAUUCAUAUAUUCGUGUUCUGCUUUAUUAAUUUCUUUUGAAAUCAAUUGUUUUUAUGGUAUGUGAACACGAAUAUAUGAAUAUGUGCCCCCCCCCAAUUUUUUUUACGCCUAAUGCUGCUUUGACAUUAUCAUAAAAUGUGUUUAAAAUGCAUGAAAUUGCAUCAUCUCACAGACCUUAAAAUUGUUGCAGACUUUAAAAGCGGCCUCUGGCCAGCCAGACAAUCCACUCACUUGGGGCUGGCUACGUCCUUCGUACCAUGCUCUGUCAAUGUGUCCUCUGACUUAUAAUGGUGUCUGCACUGAGAAUGUAUGUGUCAUUUCACAUUUUCACUUAACAUUUCACAGGACUAAUUUGUUAUUUACUCUGGAUUAUUUGUCCAUAUUAUGCUGACUGAUAAAUUAGGAUACUCGUGCUUCAAAAAUCUUCACUUUCUUCCAUAUCCAUUGAUGAUUGUUUCUUUUCCCUUUACAGGUGAACACAUGUAAUUAGAUGAAUAAGAAUGAACAAGUGCAGUGUUUCAAUUCAUAACCCUCAUCCAUUUUCAAACAUUUUAUUUUACACCUUGAAUUUUAUUUGACCACAAUGGCAGAAAAAUAUGCACCAAAUCCUAAAGACAGUUUAGCAGAAAGUAAAGUGCUAGCUCAGAAUGCAAUGGAAGUUUCAAACCCUUUAGUCGAGGCAAGAAAAAGUUGUAUCAAUCCCUCACAGAACGCAAAGAGAAACAAAUCGAAUAGCAGUUCAAGUGUUGGGAAAAAACCUAAGUUAUCAACUGAAGCCCCAGUCCAAUCUGUGAAACGGAAAACCAAAACACAACAAGAUAUCUCGCCGAAGAAACCAAACAUUGGGACUAACGAACCUUCUAAAACUCAAAGCUUACCUACCAAAAAGGCUUCAACUUCAAUGCAGUCUAAAGAUUUAAGUAUGAAUCAAGGGAACUUAAGACCAAACAUUCGCAAACAAACCAAGAGGACCAGACCUCUUUCAACAGAGAUUUCACUCUCGUCUACCUCGCCAGCAGUUUUACGGAACCAGGCAGGAAAAAUGGCAAAAGUGAAAGGUAGCAGCUUGCGGCAUAGUUGGCACGGCAUGCCCUCAGGUUUAAGGUCUACUCACGGGAGUGUUGACCCUAGACGCACUCCACAAAGACAGCAAAAAGCAAAGUUUGUGCGGAAAGGUAAAUCGGUCAGAGUUUGUUUUGAACUGGGUUUUUGAUGAAAUUGUUCAACCAAUGGACCUAUUCCCUAAUGAACAAAAUUUUGAUCUAGACAAGUCUAGACAAAAAUUUCAUCACAGCUUGAAAGAGCAUCACAAAAUUAGUAAUAUUCCGAAGUUUCGUUUCGAAAUGUUGUAAAAUGUGGAUAAUAUAGCACUGUGAAGUUUGCCGUUUUUCAGUCAUUUUGUAUUACGCACGGGAAAUUGGGACCGCUUUCUGAAAAGUUUUCUGAUGGGAAAUUUGUACUCACAUCUUUGAAAUGUAUUUUUUAAAUCACCUAGGUCUGAUCUAUAUAUUUUUUCACAUUAAGGCGUUGCCAAAACCUUACGUGAUUAUGAAGACGAAGAUUUUCAUUCUGAGGUAGUUAAAUUUUUUGCUAAAUUAUCAUGAUAUUUGGGAGAACUAUGUUUUAGAAUUUCAAUUUUAGAAUUUCAAUUUUCUAAGUCCAUGUGAGAUAAUUGAGAUUUCUAUCAACAUUCUUUGUUAAAAGUUUUUCUGAGAUGAGGUUACGUAACCAACUAUAGCUACAAACUGAUCCUGGUCAUUCGUGAAUGUUUUUCCAAAUUGCACUUGAAACGUCAAACCAUACUAUUACGUAUUCUUCUUGAUUGGACAGACAGAUUUUAACAAGCCCCUAUUGUUCUUGCAUAAUUUAGUGCAUAAACCCUUUUAUUUAAUCAGACUGAGUAUAUCAUAAUUAUUUUAUUACAAAACGUAGUAAAUUCUAUCAACACUGAUUAAAUCGAAUAUUUUGCAUAACUUUGUGCAAUUAUCAGCCACUAGAUUAUAUCCUGUGGUCGUGCUUUUCAACACGUUUUGACAAUGGGUCUAAUAGAUGUCGUCACAUCUGCUUCGCCCUUGGUGGUGGCAAAUAAGUACAUGUAGUUUUAUUUUCUCGUUUUUCAAGUCCGUAAAUCGUUACGUAAACAUUAAGUUCAUUUUUCUCACCAAUGCAUGGUCAUUCAGACAUUCAUGUUUUUAAGAUUAUUGAAGAUUCAGAAUACCAUCGUUUUUAUGAAGACGAAUCGCACCAGCUAUACGUACCAUUUCCGUGUUGUAUAAGAUAUACAACCACUCGCCUUUGGCCCGUGUUUAUAUAUCUUAUACAACAUGGUCGCUCAUGUUGUAUAUUUAGCUAUACAUAUGACAACUAUAGCCUCAAUUAUUGGCAAACACAGACCAGAUUAAGAAUAUGAUGGAUUACCAAUAUGUAUUUUUCAAAGCUAGCUUCUUCGGAUAUUUCCAAAUCUUGUGUAUGUUAAUUCGUUCAGAGGUUGUUAAAGAAAAAAACGCUUGUAUAAGUUUUAUGCAAUCACAUUCGAUGAGUAACAACCUAAUUAAGGCGAAGGUAUUGAAGCGUUAUGUAAAAACUGUAAUGUGAUAUGAUGAAAUUUCAUAUAUGACUACUAUUAUAAUUGCAUUUUCUGUACCACGAGCUAAAAUAUGUCACCUUGUGUAUAAAACGUAAAAUAUACGAGCCGAUAUGCCUUUUCAUGGAACGUAGCAACAGGGUUGUUUCACAAUGAUUAGGCCGGGAAGUUUGGUUUCAUAAAUUGAAGUUUAUUGAAGGUAAAUAAAACAGGAUUCCUUUAUGUUGUGUUUAUUGCUUGAGAACUUACAAGAAUUGGGCUGGUUAUCAAGGCUAAAAUGUACUUGUAAUUUUAGGGAGCUAUUGCUCUGUUAUAAUUGGGGUUUUUUGUGCAAUUUGUUGUCGUCUAAGCGCUGGUCACUUGCUGUUAGUUGUAGACUAUGACACUAUGUUAUGUAUCUUAGUAUGUAUGCAUGCCGCUUAGCCUUGGGCUGUAUAUGUUUUUAUACGUAAAAAGCGCAAACUUUUACACAGAUUAAAUCUUCAAUCAAACCAUCGGACAUCCUGAAGUGAGAUCGGAAAUAUCAAAAUGUAAUUAGUGUACAUUUGUUUGCCAGUCACGCAAGAUUAAAGAAACGCGUUUUAUUUAUUGCUAUUUAAUAGUUAUGUAUACAUAUCAGUUUACUGAUAAUAUAAAUUGUCGCCCAAACAAUGCCGUUCUCAAAAAUAAUCCUUUCUGGUUUUACUGCGGUUUUCGUCUAGUCCCAGAUUGACUCGAGGUUGGUUGCUCAGAUAUACACGUAAAAACGCACAAGUUGUAACAAACCUGUAGCAGACUUGUAGCAGUGCUGUUCCAACAACUUGUCAACAGGAUGUGUUCGCACUGCUUGUUCCCAGCUUGUUGACAAGUUGUCAACGGCUUGUUGACAACUUGCCACAAGGUUGUUGAGCUCAACAGACUUGUUACAAGUUGUUCCAACAACUUGUUAUCAUCCUGCAAUUCACCAAUUUGUUAACAAGUUGUGGGUGACAAUCUUAUAGCAACUUGAUAAAAUAACAGCAUUGUUACACGUUGUUGACAAGCUUGCUAACGAACACAUCUUGUAGUGACAAGUUGUGAGAUUUUUACGUCUCUACUUGUCCUUUAUCCUUCUUUGUCCGGUUGUCACUUGUUAUAUAAUAUCACACCUACUAUCACAUUCCAAGAACACUCUGGUUCACCUAAAAUAACACUAUUUCGGUUAACGUAAUAUUUGUGGUUAAAUCAGUUCGCUGGUUUUUAACCUUUUUCUACUAUAGUCUGGUUAUAUUUGACCAGGACAUCCUGGUUAUUUUACCUAGGACGUCCUGGUCAAGUUAACCAGACUAUCCUAGGUGGAUUAAUAACCAUGGCCUCUGGUUAUAUAUCCACCUUACCUAGUCUGGUUAUUUUACCUAGGACGUCCUGGUCAAGUUAACCAGACUAUGCCAGGUGGAUUAAUAACCAGGGCCCCUGGUUAUAUAUCCACCUUACCUAGUCUGGUUAUUUUACCAAGGAAGUUUUACUAUGGUAGGAAGUGAUACGAUUACAUUAACCAGACUAUGGUAGGAAGUGAUAUAUAUAAAAUAACUAGGAAAUUUAACCAGGAAAUUUUAACCAGAGUGUUCUUGGGGUGCAUAUAUACAUUCCUGGCCUAACCUCGUCCCCCGUCCCCAUUGAUCUCCAUAAAAUUUCUGACAGGCUCUCCUUCAUCUCCUCUUAAUAUGUGUCCAUUCCAUCUCUGCCUUGCUCAAUCUCUUACCUUCUCUGCCGACGAGGGCCUUCGCUCGAAACAUCGAAAUUCUGCUUAUAUUUUUCAGGUAAUAGUGUAUCCUUUGCACCACAGCUUUCUGUUUUCGUAUCUACAUACACUGGUACCGACCAUUCGCGAUUCUACCACUCCACCAUUCUUCUGAAACUACUGCAACUUCGUGUGAAACAUUGUACACUUCACCCUAGCUUACUUACACAGGACCACAUGAACACAACUCUUAAAUUUAUGCAUCAACUGUAAAUGAAUGUAAAUCUAUAUGCUGUACUUCAUUAAUUAAUGAAGAUGUUUUGCAGCAAAUUGUUGAAUAACAAUCACAGCAUGAAAAUGCCAACUUGUAAAUUUCUCUUAUGUCACGCGCUAGGCAUUUUAUAGGAUUAUAUUUCGUAUCAUGGAUAUGGUUUAACAGACAAUACUGAGACUAAUAUAACAUUUGUUUCAAUUUACCGUACAGGAUGAAACUGAAAUUUUGGAUUUGUUUCCCAACGAAACACGAAUACUGUUUGAUGGAUUGACUCUGUGGUUAGAAAUGGCCGAGAAGCGUUUGGAUUUGAUGGAACGUGAUUUCGACGAAGGCAGUACAUCAGACGAUGAACGGUUAGUUCAACGAACGAAGGUAAGAAAAUAUAAAGGUACAGUAAAUAUAUAUGGUACACAUUCUUUGCAAUCAAACAGAGAUUAUAGUUAUAGGAUAUAAAAGAUCAUGGACAAGGUCUGGCUAGAAUUUUAUCCGAAACCUAAGUCGGUUGUACUUAGACCGGACAGCGCUAUCCACCGAUUUCAACCGUUCUCAAAUUAAACGUUGAAUAAUAAUAAUAAUAAUAAUAAUGCAAUUUAUUUUUAUUGGGUGCAGAAGUAAUUACAAAGUAAUUUUCGUCCAGGCCCAACAUUUUGAAACUAUUUAUAUAUACUGUACAUGGACAUCACACACAAUAAUAUAUAUCUCGGACUAUAGUCUUGACAUCAUAAAGAACUACCUAUUCUAUUGAAUAGUAUAAACAUACAAGAUUAAAGUUUUAGUAACUGUAAAUUAAAAGGUUUUAUAUUUACUAUAUGAGGUCCAUAUAUGUAGUUUCACAGUUUUUUAGGCAUUUUUACGAAGGUUGAAAAAAUCACUACUAGCGCAAUCCCGCCUCAAUUCCUCGUUCGAGCGAAAGCCCUUUCUAUUCCUGUACGAGAGUGUCACUAGGUGCACUUUUCAAGUACUUUUUCAUGCUUGGGCAAUGUACGUUGACAGUCGUCAUUCUAUUCCGUAAAGAAAUCUCUAAAACCCACAUCCUUUUCUGUAAAAUGCUGGCAUUAAUUGGAGAAAAUUGCGUGGCAGUUUAGCAUUUGUUCUUUAUCAAGCCGUUAUGAUCCCAUCGUACAUGCAGUGUUAUACAGUAAGCUACAAUCAUUGGUAAGUUCGAGGCGCUAACAGGAGAAGGUUUAUUACUUUUCUUAUUUAUUAAAUUAUCACAGAUAUCACGAUAUAUGCACUUGUCGAAUUAUGAGCAACAAUAACAUACCAAAGCCAAACUCAAAGUGUUAAAUCUUGAAUUAUAUACGUGUGAAUUUUUUAUCCAUUGUGGUCAGCCAUAAGCCACAAGGUUGAUUUCUAAUAAAGAUCUGAAUAUCGCUAGUUCCCAGGUUCUGCCCUGAAUUCACGAAGCGAAACCAAACGUAACAUUGGUACAUUGUUACAUUUUUACAUUGUUACAAGAUUAAAUGAAACAAUAGCAAUUUCUGCCAUUUUGAUAUUUUUUGUAUAAUUUGAGGAAUUCUGGAGUCAAAUUAAACUUACUCAAGCCAUGACGCACUAAUUUCCUAAAAAGAAGCCCGAGUUAUAGUGGGGCACGAUCGCGAUUGUGGAAUAGUUUACCGCAAGAUAGAAGCAUGAUUUCACUACUUUGCCAAUUUAAGAAGGCUACAAAUGACUAUUGUAAUAAUUUUAGCGUUAUACAUAGUAACGCAGAUUCCCACACGGCAAUCUUGUAAACCAGUUAAUGUUUUUCUUUUUGUAAAAUAGCUUAUUCUGAAGGUUUUACCGUGGCUAAAUAAAAUUUUAUUUCAUUGUAUUGUAUUGUAUUGCAAAGAUGGAAGGCACUUGCACAACUAACGAUUCAGGAAUGCAAAACUAUAGUGAAUAUGCAUGAGGUCCAUAAAGGGUUUAAUAGCGAUUAGAUUAAUCCAUGUGUCUGUCAAAUUUCGUUAUGAAUUUCGGCGAAAGUCUUUUACGUAUAAGACAUUUUAUUAUGUGAGCUGUUUACGAAAGUCUAGUUCACUAAAAGCUGGAUUUCUGCUGUGAUGUGGAGCAAAAAAUACUGCAGUAUAAGACUGGAUAAGUGUUUAAGUCGUCGAGAAAGUGUUGUUCUUGAAUAACUUAAGAAAUGGAAGGCAAAGAAGCAGUUUUGUCGGAGUGGGUAUGUGUUAGGAUUAUUGGAUUAUAAUCUGGACAGUAUUAUCCUUGAAACUUUUGUACAAUUGUGUGAAAAGUACAAAAUAUUGUACUUCAGAAACAUUCGUCUUAAAUCCGACAAGUUAUUAAUCAUUCUAUAUAUACUGAAUUUUGCAAUAUUUGUAAACACGAGAGGGUGUAAAUCAGUGCUGUGGCAGAUAUAUUGUUAAUGCUGACGAUGGAGUUAAUUAAUAUUGUCUUUGAUAUAUAGCGAGCAUAUUUUGUUUAAGUUAUGAGCUGUGUGAGUUACGACAGCUGUGUCAAUACCACAGAAAUGCUAAAGUUUGAAUGCUUUAAGAGUUUGUGCAGUCUUCACAUUGUUGAAGUUUGUGUAGCUUUUUGACGAACGAAAAUGUUUAAUUAAUUUUAAAAUCCGCAAAACAGGGCAAACUCGGAAACAUUGUUGUCCGAAAAUUUCGUUGUUUUCCCAAGUGUUUGUCUGUCUGUCUUCCCUACUUGCGAAAACAAAAUAAUCUUCUAUGCGGAAAGUAAAUUUGAUUCACAACAAGUUCAGAAAACAUUUUUCGUUCUCAAAUGUAGUGUUUGUUACAAUACACCGUUUCCUAGUUUGCCCACAUCAAUGGCUUGCCCACGUAACAAUUUAUUUGCAAUUAACACGUAAUAAACGUAAUGGCAAUGAAUUGUUAAUUAAUCUAUUUUUAUGAAAAUACGAUUGUAUGUCUGCUUGAAAACGUAUAUUCAGUUUCAGUUUCAAUUCUUCCUGUAGUACACAAGUAAAAAUGCAUAGGUCUGCAAACAAGUUGUUAUAAAUCUGUUCACAAGCUGUCGACAAGUUGUGUUCGCACUGCUUGUUCCCAGUUGUUGUAAAAUGUUUCGAACAAGCUGUUAACAACUUGUAACAAGCUUGAUGGCAAUAUCAGACUUGUUACAAGGUUGUUCUAUAACAAGUCUGAUACGAAAAACUAGUUUCAUAUUAAUCUGACACUGCAAUCGAGCAACGAAAAACUCGUUGAACUCGCAUCUUCGGGUAUCUAGACCACCGCUCUACCUAUUGAGCUAUCGAGUCAACAGGGAUCGGUAGCGAGUCUUAUCCAAUUUAAACGUACGAAAUAUUUUCGUGACGACUUAACGCUUGUCUUAGAGGACGCGCAGUGUUUCAAUUCUAUUUCAGAACCAUCCUCAGAGAUACGAAGAACUAUAGUUUCAUAUUAAUCUGACACUGCAAUCGAGCAACGAAAAAUUCGUUGAUAAAGUCUGAUACAGUCAUGAUAUAUCAGGAAUGUUACAAGGUUGACGACACAAGGUUGUAACAAUAUUGUUAUAUCAUGACUGUAUCGGACUUGUUGGAACAACCUUGCAACAAGUCUGAUAAUAUCAACAAGGUUGUUACAAGUUGUUAACAGCUUGACUUGUUCCAAACUUGUUGAGCUUAAAUUUUCCUUAUAGACAAAAUCAACAUAUAAAUAUUUGUUCGUCUCUUUAGAAAACCUUCCAAGUAUUCAAAGAGGAAACUCGUCUACAGGAAUUUAAACUGACAAUGAUACGGCAAACGUGCGACACUGCCAUCGGCAUUCCUGGCGAAGACUACCGUAUUGCUAUUCGCAAAUGGGAAGUGAUCAAACGGAAAGUGACUAUUCAUGAACAGAGGUUGACACUAAUGUCUCAGGGAGGCGGGAAUCUUUCAAGACUCUAUUAUUGGUUGAAUGAAGCCGAAGCGUUGUUGGAAAGUUAUGAAGAUGUGCAAGAAAAUGACGGGAUAACUUCUUUGAAGUGUAGAAUGGAACGCCAUAAGGCAUGUUUUGGAAGAAAUUUAUUUUUCACAUAGCAUUACACAGUCGCAAAUUUCUAAUGCUACUAUCGUUAACUUUAGGAUUUUUUUCAAAUCCUGGACGAAAAACGUCACGUGGUUCAAGAACUACGCCAGCAUGGUACGGAUGGUAAUACGAACGUUGGCGAGGGAGUGAUUUGGGAUGUCACGCAGAGGUUUCAAACGGUUGAGAAAAGUUCUCAGACGGCUGCAGACAAGUUGAGCAUGGAAUAUUAUAGAAACAAGGUUGGACAGUGUCUUGAGUUGUGCCAAGAGCAACUUUUGGACGAUAAUCUCAAGUUUACUUCACAAUUGCAAGCUGAGGAUGCGUUCAACCAGCAUUUGGUAAGAUGAGUUAGGGCAAAGGGAGUAAAGGACAAAUCGUGUAUCGUUAAAAUCACUAGGAAGGAGGAGGGAAUAACAUCGAUUUGGUGUAAUGGGGGGGGGGGAUCCGUGCCUUACCUCAGAGCCUCGGCAAAGGACACAUACUGUACCCUAACGUUAAAGCCAAAGGGAGGAUGUACACUUAAACUUUAGAGCCAAGGGGGAAGGCAUACACUAACCUUAGGCUGAGGGUAGGGGGGACAUAGUUUAACUUUAUGCAAUAAGUAGAUGGACAUGCUAAAUUUAUAGCCAACUUUUGAGGUAUGGGAAGGGUUGCAUGCCCAAAUCUUAAGGCCAAGGGGAAGAGGAAUGCCAUAACUUAAAUAACAUGCAAGUAACAACCUAGUGAAGGCCACAGGAAAGUGCUGUACCGUAAUCAAGGCCAUACUCUAACUUUAGAUCAACGGAUAGAACAACUCUAACUUUAAAGCUAUUGAGAAGCUUUUCCUAGGCCACAAAGAAGCGUUAUCUAAUGAAGCUAUACCCUAUCUUUAGACCAGUGGGUAGGGGGCAUGCCUUAACUUUACCGCUAUAGGCAAGGGAGAGCACACUAACUUUAGAAAGAUAGGAAGGGGGGGGGGGAUUGCCUUAACCUAUCCGAUGCCUGUUUAAGUGUACCAUGCAGAGUUAAGUUUUGGAUUCCAGUAAAUUUGGUCACCACUAAAUACGUAUAUAUUCCUUGUUAUUAUAUACUCCGUGUAUAGAAAUUCUUUCACGACAAGAAGUACAUCAAGAAAUUAAGCGCUUACUGCAAGAAACUAAAAGAUGCCGUUGAGAAAUGUCGCGCCGCAAUGUCUGAAGAAGAACAAAACAAUAUCAACCAGUAUUUGCAGAAUGUCUCCAAGCAAUUUGAGGAGAUUCUUCAACGUAUGCAAGCAGAUGAGCAAAAACUGGAACACAUUCAUCGUUGUUGGAGCGAGUACAAUCAUGCGGUAGAGUUAUCGCAGCCAUGGCUGGUCGAAGCUGAAAGACUCUUGAAACAAGGCGAAAUUGAACGAUGCAAGGUAACGGUAUUUUUAACGUAAUUUUUCAAGUCUGACUAUGAAGACUGGACUAGAUUUCAAGUCCAAGGACUGGAUCAAUAUCCAUCACCAAUUAUUAAUGAGUUUGAGAUAAGAGAUUGCCCUUACUGGACCUCUAGGGAGGACAGUAUAAGUAUACAACUGAUAGAGCUUACUCGUAUCAAUACAUUUCAUUUGGUUUAGAUUUCCUCCUGUAAUAUUAACACUGGACCAAUUAGGAUGGCUUGUACUAGAUCUCUGAGAAGAACAGUUUAGAACUGAUAGAGCAAUUCAAUAUAAAUAAAUUAAAUUAGUUUAGUUUAGUUUAGUUUAGAGAUCCUCGUGUAAUAACACUGGACCAAUUGGGGAUGACUCGUACUGGGUCUCUGGGAAGAACAGUUUAGAACUGAUAGAGCAAUUCAAUAUAAAUAAAUUAAAUUAGUUUAGUUUAGUUUAGAGAUCCUCGUGUAAUAACAUUGGGCCAAUUAGGGAUGACUCGUACUGGGUCUCUGCAUGGGAAGAACAGUUUAGAACUUAUAGAGCAAUCCAGUAUAAAUGAAGUUAGUUAUUAGUUAUUAGUUUGGAAUGGUAAAUUAUCCUUUCAUAAACUUAUUUUUAUUUUCAGGACUAUUUUAUGGACCUAGAAGACGCCCAACACGAUGUAACCAAGGCAACGGACGCAAUAAAGUUCCUCAAACGCCAUUCCUGUGGCACAGUGAUUGUAACCCUGGAACAACAAGUUGCGAUGUUGGAUCGACGGUUGCGCAGGGUCACUAGACGUUACACAAGGCUUGUGAAGUCUAAGCACAGGGACCCUAAACUGGAGAAGUAUGAAUGUUGUGUAGAUGAAAUGAUGGAUUGGUUGGACCAAUCAGAAUUAGCCGUGAAUGAUGAGGUUGACAUUGAGAGACUGGAACGACUUCAGCAGCAAGUUUGUACAUGCGAGGUAGGUUGCCCUACACACGUAAAAAUCUCACAACUUGUCAACAAGAUGUGUUCGCAACAGGCUUGUAGCAAUCUUGUCAACAAGUUGUAAUAACGCUGAUAUUUUAUAAAGUUGCUACAAGGUUGUGCUUACAACUUGUUGACAAAUUGUUGAAUUGCAGGACACAACUUGUAAAAACUUGAUGAGUAUUGCAUAUGGAAAUUGUCGAGUGAAAAUUUAUAUACAUUUAUUAGACUUCUCCAGGAACAGAAGCGAAAAAUGCAAAUUUGGGUCCCUGGCCGGAAUUGAACCUGCGGCUCUGCAAGUUUUAUUCAAUCCGUCUAAUUUUCAGAAUGAGGUAGUAAACAUAAAAAGUGUCUGAAAAUGUCUGUAAAAAUGUCGAUCCCAAAAUUUUUCUUUGGACUUGGUUUCCAGAUUCCGAUACUUUUCCCACCUCUGCUGUAGUCAACAAGGCUCUCGUCAACACACCAUUUCCCUUCUAGGCCCUGCUGGAUGAGCUCAACAACCAUGUUGACGGCGUUGAAACCAUUAACGAAGUUGGCAAGACACUCAUGCACGAUAAGAACAUCGCGAGCUCCAUCAAAGGAACCAUUUUAAACGUCAACCGUCGUUUCGACAAACUUAAAACAACUCUACCUCAAAAACACAAAAAGUUAAAACAACUACAACGCCUUGUUCACAAUGUUACGUCUGGUUUGGAUGAGACGGGCACUUGGGCCGAACAAACGGCUAAACUUUUGGAGAAAAAUCUUUUAUUUGAGAAUUUUGAGGAGGUUAAAAAUUUGCAUGUGCAAUAUGAAACACAAAUGGUUGAUUAUAAGAAACACGCGGAUAAAAUGAAAGCGAAGAAUAAUACGUGUUCGCAGAUUGAGAAUAUUCUUGGGGAGGAAGGACUACAGAGUUAUAAGGAAGAGAUAGGGAGGAUUAAUGAAAGAUGGAAAGUUGUCCAAGAACAUGCGGAAACACAGCACGCAAAAGUUGGUCAUGUGUAUGUCACGUGGGAAAGAUUCGAGAACGCGCUGGUGAGGUUGAGAGGCAUUUCACAGUCAAGUAAUGAGGUAUGGUUGACUUGUACUUGCCUUAUAGUGGCUCAAUUUCCUUUUUCACAACUACAAUUUAAAUACAGCGAUUUCUUAAUCUUAAACCACAUGCGUAAAAAUCUCGCAUCUUGUAGCAAGUCUUGCUAACAAGCCGUCAAUAAGUUGUGUUCGCACUGCUUGUCGAUAACCUUGUUGAUAUUAUCAGACUUGUUGCAAGGUUGUUGCAACAAGUCCGAUACAGUCGCGAUAUAACAAAAUUGUUACAACCUUGUGUCAUCAACCUUGUAACAUUCUUGUUAUAUCAUGAUUGUACCAGACUUGUUAGGACAACCUUGUAACAAGUCUGAUAAUGCCAUCAAGCUUGUUACAUGUUGUUAACAGCUUGUUCCAAACUUGUUCUGGGAACAAGCUGUGCGAACACAACUUGUCGACAACUUGUGAACAGAUUUGUAACAGCUUGUUUGCAGACCUGUAACAAUUUGUGCACAAGUUGUAACGAACCUGCAGCGGACUUGUAGCAAUCCUGUUCCAACAACUUGUCAACAGGAUGCGUUCGCACUGCUUGUUCCCAGCUUGUUGUCAACGGCGUGUUGAGAACUUCAAUCUUGGCCAUAAAGCGUAGGACGAUGAUGCAUUUUUGGGCAUUUUCAAGCCUCCCCCCUUUCCCCCCAUUCAAUGUUGCCGUUUCGUCUACUUUAUGGUCGGACAUAUUGUACAGAUAAAAUUCUACAUGUACUUGAAUUGCGGGAAACCAACAUUGAAUGGGGGGAGCGGGGGGAGGUGCAAUAUGAUUUUAAAACCCACGUAUAUUAAAAAGUUGCGAAUUUGUUUGGUCGUUCUACGAACUUUUGGCCAAGAUUGUUGCUACAAGGUUGUUGAGCUCAACAGAUUUGUUACAAGCUGUUCCAAAAAUUGUUAUCGUCCUGCAAUUCAAAAAUUUGUCAAGAAGUUGUGAGUGACAACCUUGCAGCUACUUGAUAAAGUAACAGCAUUGUUACAACUUGUUGGCAAGCUUGCUACAAGCCUGUUGCGAACACAUCUUGUUGACAAGUUGUGAGAUUUUUACGUGUAUAACUCUCAACUUGCUGCAAAGUUGAAAACACAUCAGACCGGUUACAAGUCGUUCCAUGCAGCUCAACAACUUGUAAACAAGUUUAUAUAUUCUUUUCUCUAGGAUGAAAGUUGUCUCACGGAAGGGGAAAGUCUUUGCAAAGAAAUAUUACAAUCUAAGGAAGAGCUUUGCUCAAUUGUUGGGAGCGAAUUUGGCGCGAAAAGCGUGGAGGGUAACGCGGUUUGCGCUAUAGAGGAGUGGAAACGAGUCAGUGUCAGUCAGAAAGUACAGAAACUUGACAAAGAAACGGAAAAUAUCCGAGACCAUGUUCUCAAGGCGUUUAAGACGGCAUGCUUUGAUUUUGUAUCCCAGCUGGGGAGUCUAGAUGAAAAUGUUGAUCUGGACGGGAUAUAUGAGGUAUUGUGCAUAUUUAUUGUGGGAUUCACAGAUGGCGGUCAAAUAGCAGUUAGCCACUAUUCUUCCCGUGGUCCUGCACGCGGGCUAAAUAUCAGUUUUCACAGCAAUCAAAUACUUUUGUUUCAUUAUAUGUAGUGGUCUUGCAUUUGGAGGCAAAUAGAUAAAAAAAACUAGAGAUAUAGAGUCUUCAGUCUUGGAAACAAUAAAAGAUGCUUACUCCCCUCCCCCUUACCUUAUUGAAAUUCAUCAGUUGUUUAAGACCAAUUUUUCAUUUUUCAAGCUGUGGUGAAAUGUUUGUCUAGACAAGUCUAGAUCAAAAUUUUGUUCAUUAGGGAAUAGGUCCAUUCGUGAAUGGCAACUCUCAUCAAUUCUCGUUCUCCUGUUACUCUAUUUUCUAGAGGACGUUAGCCACUGUUUGUUGUCAAGCAAGAAUUGAUGAAUUCGACACUCAUAUGAACGAAGAAAACGAAAAUGAAAUAAAAGACGAAGUGAAAGAGUACUAUGAGCAGACGAGAACAAAAUGGCAAACUGUCAAGGAACAACUGCUCGGAGAAAAAGCAAAUUACGCAAAAUUGAGAGAGGAUCUCGUGGGGUAUAUUGAGAAAGAGAGUGAUCUUAAUGGGUGGAUAGGGAAAGCAGAGGACGUUUGUGAACAUAUCAAGGAUAUUGAGCAGGAUGGGAAUACUGAAGAAGUAUUUGAGGCGUUUGAGGUUGGUAUAGUGGUUUGUGCAUGCACCAUUCACGUGGAGUUCAAUUCCUGCAGUUGUCUGAUUGUAUUUUUACCUCAGUUACAUAUGAGGUUCCAAUUUUAUUCCAAAUUUUCACCUCGUAACCCCUUUCUUUCUGCAAAAAUACUGGAGCAAUGAAAGAUGGCCUUUACUCGACCUCUAUGGAGAGCAGUUCAGAACUGACAGACCUCUACAGUAUAAAAAAAUACUGUAGCUUAGAUGUUAUUCAGUAGUAACACUGGACUAAUUUGGGAUGAUCUUUUAUUGCACCCAUAGGGAGGAUAGUAUAAAACUGAUAGAGCUAUCGAGCAUAAAUAAAUAAUUUGUUCAAGAUAUUUUUUGUUUCCCUUUUAGACUGUAUCUCAAGAAUUGGAAAAUAAAACAACAAUACUUGAAGAGAUUGCAUGUCACAAAUCCGAAAUCUUGGCAAUUGUAGAAAUUCCGUUCCUAACAGAUCGAUACCAAGCUUUGACAGAACGAACAUUAAGCACAAAAAACAAGUUUGAAGCAACCAAGAAACGGCUGCCGGUGCUAAAACAAUAUUUCAUCCAUCGAGACACAAGCAAAGGACUUGUUGAAUGGCUGACUGAAAUGAACGCCUUGUUUCAAGAACCCUUCAAUGUAGACAGCCUUGAAAAUCUUGAACGUGAAAUAGAAGCCCAUAGUGCAACGAAAGUAGCUUUACAGGACCGUUCAAAAGCUUUAGAAGGGACUGUAGCAAAUGCUAAAGCUUUAGAAGAAGCAGGGACACUUUCUGAAACAGAUAUGAAAGGUAUACGUACGUACUUACAGAAUUUAUUUAAACACGGUAGAAUUAUCAGUAAAUAUGUUAAUUUUUCUGUGUUGGUGUAAUGUACUCAGGUGAAUAUGAUGCUUGUGAUGUUACUCUGAGUGUGUAUCCACACCGGGCAAGCUUGAAAAAUGUGCCUGGCCACGGUGGGAAUCGAACCUACGACCUUUGGAACACCAGCCCAAUGCUCUGCCAACUGAGCUACGCGGUCAGGUUGGUUCGAGUAUGUGAUAUUUUGGAACUGAGUCAGUUGGCAGAGCACAGGGCCGGUGUUCCAAAGGUCGUAGGUUCGAUUCCCACCGUGGCCAGGCACAUUUUUCAAGCUUACCCGGUGUGGAUACACAGUCAGAGUAACAUCACAAGCAUCAGUAAAUAUGUUGUACAAUAAGAUUUGUCAUGACACUAAUAAUUUAUGAGAAAUAUAGAAAAUCAUGACCAUGAAGGAGCUUAUAUCUCUGAUACAAAAUCAUGCUGAUUUACAUAAAGUUUAAGUGAAUUUUUCUCACCAAAUAUCCUUCGUAUCUUGCCUUGGACUCGUGUUUGUAUAUCUUAUACAACACGGCUGUUCGUGCUGCGCGUAUUAUCAGCAAUAGCCUUUGUUUUUGUAGGUAGCGUCAUGGAAGAUAUGUGGAACAGCGUUCAAGAGUCGCUCUCAAAAAGGACACAAGAGCUUGAAGAAUGUGUUUGUUUGUGGACUUCGUAUGAAGAAAACAUGCUUCAUGUUAUGAGCUGUUUAACGAAGGGAGAAAUGCUACUGGCUGAAGUGAAGUCGAGUCAAGGAAAUACGAAAGAUGUUUUAGAGAAUUUACUUGAGCAGGUUGAGGUUAGCAUGAAGUAGCAACUUUUUCAUUAUAGUUUUGCUUUAGUUGCAAAUACGAAGAGCACUUCCAGUUUGACUCUACCAAACACCACUGGUUCAUUCCAACCAUGCUAUAGGUUUCCUUCUAUAGCAAGAAUAAACCAGUACCAGGUGGCUUUUAUUGGACGUCUGGGAGGAGCAUUUUAGAUUUGAUGGAGUUCUUCAAUAUAAAUAAAGUUUGUUUAAUGUAGGUUUUCUCCUGUAGUAAUACUGGACAAUGAAUGAUAGCCCUUUCUGGAUGCCUAGGAAGAACAGUUCAGGACUGAUAGAGCUAUCCAGUCGUCUAAAUAAUGUUAGUUUAGUUUCGUUUAGUAUUUUUGAGGAAUUUUAACAGUUUGUAUAAUAUUAGAAAUUUGUAAGAUACUUGUUAACAGUUUCCUUUUAUACAUUUAUAACUAGACAGAGAAAACCAAACUGCGAAACACAGACGAAGUGUUAAAAAACAUGGCGACGACAGCGGAGAAACUUGAACUAAAAGCAAGUUCGUCUGGAGCUGCUGCUAUCGAAACGAAAUUAAACGACACGACACGUCUGCACAGCUUUCUCCUUGAAGAAAUGGAAAAUUACUCGGACUUCUUAAAAGAUAAAAUUGAGAAAUGGGACACAAUACGUACACGAAUACAGGAUUUGACAUCAUGGAUGGACAGUAUUGAGGAAAAACUGGAAAUGUUGAAAGCAAACGAAAAUCUGGAUGGACACUGCUUGAGUGAUAUAAAGG